AUGGUACCGUCAGAGCCGCCCAAUCCAGUUGGCAGUGGCGAUAAUGUUCCACCUUCUAUUUUAGGAGGUCAAGGAGGACCUCCUCUUCCUUCCCAACCAGCAUUUCCUUCCCUUGUUUCUCCGCGUACUCAAUUCGGUAACAACAUGACUAUGAGUAUGCUUGGGAAUCCGCCAAACAUAUCGUCCCUCCUCAACAACCAGUCUUUUGUAAAUGGUAUUCCCGGUUCAGUGAUUUCUAUGGACACCAGUGGGGCUGAGUCUGACCCUUUGUCCAAUGUUGGCUUCAGUGGUUUAUCAUCUUUUAACGCGCCGGGUAUGGUGUCGCCGCGCUCAUCAGGUCAAGUUCAGGGUCAGCAAUUCUCAAACGUUUCGUCUAACCAGUUGUUGGCAGAGCAACAACGGAAUAAGAAACUGGAGACUCAGAAUUUCCAACAUGGUCAGCAAUCAAUGCAACAGCAACAGCAACAGCAGUUUCCAACAGUGCGUGGAGGAGGGUUACCAGGUGUUGGACCCGUCAAGUUGGAACCUGGUCAGGUUUCCAACGACCAGCAGCACAGUCAAGUACAACAGCCGCAACAGAAAAUGUUGAGAAACCUAGGAUCAGUGAAGGUGGAACCGCAGCAACUUCAGGCCAUGAGGAGCUUGGCCCAAGUGAAAAUGGAACCCCAACAUCCAGAGCAGUCAUUGUUUCUCCAACAGCAGCAGAGGCAACAACAACAACAGCAAUUUCUUCAAAUGCCGGGGCAAUCUCCGCAGGCUCAAAUGAACAUAUUUCACCAGCAGAGAAUUAUGCAACUUCAACAACAGCAACUCUUGAAAUCAAUGCCUCAACAGCGUCCUCAACUACCACAGCAGUUCCAACAGCAGAACUUACCUCUGCGGCCACCUCUAAAACCAGUGUAUGAACCUGGCAUGGGUGCUCAGCGUCUUACACAGUAUAUGUACCGACAACAACAUAGACCCGAGGACAACAACAUUGAGUUCUGGAGAAAAUUUGUAGCUGAGUACUUUGCUCCUAAUGCCAAAAAGAGAUGGUGUGUUUCUAUGUAUGGCAGUGGCCGGCAAACAACUGGCGUUUUCCCUCAGGAUGUCUGGCACUGUGAGAUAUGUAACCGAAAGCCUGGACGCGGGUUUGAAGCAACUGCUGAAGUCCUUCCGCGGCUUUUUAAGAUAAAGUAUGAAAGUGGCACAUUGGAAGAACUUUUAUAUGUCGAUAUGCCAAGGGAAUCGCAGAAUUCAUCUGGUCAAAUUGUCUUGGAGUAUGCAAAAGCAACUCAAGAGAGUGUAUUUGAGCAUCUUCGAGUUGUUCGUGAUGGCCAACUUCGAAUAGUUUUCUCUCCAGAUCUUAAGAUAUUCUCAUGGGAAUUUUGUGCUCGGCGGCAUGAAGAGCUCAUUCCGCGAAGACUUUUGAUACCACAGGUUAGUCAACUUGGAUCGGCAGCUCAGAAAUAUCAACAAGCUGCACAAAAUGCAACAACAGAUUCUGCUCUUCCGGAGCUACAAAAUAAUUGCAACAUGUUUGUUGCAUCUGCUAGACAAUUGGCAAAGGCCCUGGAAGUACCGCUCGUGAAUGAUUUGGGAUACACAAAGAGAUAUGUUCGGUGUUUGCAGAUCUCGGAGGUAGUGAAUAGUAUGAAGGACUUGAUAGACUAUAGCAGAGAAACAAGAACAGGACCAAUUGAGAGUUUAGCCAAGUUUCCUCGGAGAACAGGGCCUUCAUCUGCACUGCCUGGUCCGACUCCUCAGCAACCAAGUGAACAGCUAAGGCAGCAGCAGCAAACAGUUGCCCAGAAUGCAAACAGUGAGCAGAGUUCUGGGCAAGGUGCACUAAUGCAGGUCAAUCCCAGCAACGGAGUAAACUAUGCCUUUAAUGCAGCUUCUGCAUCCACCUCCACCAGCAGCAUUGCAGGGCUCAUCCACCAGAACUCGAUGAAGCAAAGGCAUCAGAAUCCUGCUUACAAUCCUCCGAAUAGUCCGUAUGGUGGAAACUCAGUUCAGAUGCCGUCACCUAGUUCAUCAGGUACCAUGGCGCCAUCAUCCCAGCAACAACACAACAUGCCAUCAUUUCAGUCUCCAACUAACUCAUCUAAUAACAAUAAUCCCUCCCAAAACGGGAUAACAACUGUUAAUCACAUGGGCUCCACGAAUUCUCCAGCGAUUCAACAGGCAGCUGAGGCUGAAGCAAACGAGUCGAGCUCUGUGCAGAAGAUACUGAAUGAAAUUCUAAUGAACAACCAAGCUCAUAAUAGCAAAGGCGGAGGCAUGGUUGGGCAUGGCUCAUUUGGGAAUGACGGGAAGGCAUCUAGUGUAAAUAACUCUGGUGUUGUGGUGAUGAAUAGCCAAGUGAACAACAACAACAACCCAAGUAUUGGAGGUGCUGGUGGGUUUGGUGGUGGGAUGGGUCAGUCCAUGGCAGCAAACGGAAUGAAUAUUAGUGGGAACAAUGGUCUGAUGAACGGAAGAGUUGGGAUGAUGGUGCGGGAUCCAAACGGGCAACAAGAUCUGGGAACUCAGCUCUUAGGAGCGGUCAAUGGUUUCAACAAUUUUCAGUGUGAUUGGAAUGGGUAA
This is a messenger RNA of Arabis nemorensis, 2568 nucleotides long. NCBI's taxonomy places the organism in Eukaryota, Viridiplantae, Streptophyta, Magnoliopsida, Brassicales, Brassicaceae. The record is from the annotation of a GenBank genome assembly.